GACAAUUCAGUGCAUGAAAUGAUAAACUCGGUGCGUUGCUUGUUAUGUUGCUUGAUUGAACGUGGGCCUUCAGACAGAGUUGUAGCAAUGAUGUGUUAUGCAGUCGUGAUAGUUCCAGAAAUUGUUGAUCAACUGUUGCUUGAAAAAAAUGAGCAUUAUGAGCCAAUACGUUCCGUGAUGUCAGUGCAUUUGGCUUCAGGAGAAGAAAUGUUCACGACAUUCAACAAAGUAAUCAUGUCCCGUUUGCUCAAUAAAACUGCUUACAGUACUACAUGUUUGCAGAAAAUUAAUUCAGAGAGUUUCAUCAACUGUUUUCAUCAAGCUGUUAGCAUAGCUACUGAAGAUAUUUCUGUCUUGAAUGUGGAAUCAUUUCAGUUGAAUUCGAAAUUUUCAUCCGCAGUGGUAACUUGUUAUGCAUUAUUAAAUUCAGCCGCCAGUCGUUUGGUCUCUAAUAAAGAGUCAUUGGUAUUGCCGAAAUUAGAAGAAUGCAUUCAGUUGAUAUCACGUUAUUUUGAAAGUGAUGAAAAGGCACGUUUUUAUGUUAAAUUUUUAGGAUUUUGA
Messenger RNA from Thelazia callipaeda (thelaziosis nematode), 561 nucleotides. The record is from the annotation of a GenBank genome assembly. NCBI's taxonomy places the organism in Eukaryota, Metazoa, Nematoda, Chromadorea, Rhabditida, Thelaziidae.